Messenger RNA from Microcebus murinus (gray mouse lemur), 2180 nucleotides. RefSeq names its product dolichyldiphosphatase 1 (gene DOLPP1). The record is from RefSeq and is a predicted model, not a curated record. Gene Ontology annotation, cellular component: endoplasmic reticulum membrane; intracellular membrane-bounded organelle. Gene Ontology annotation, molecular function: dolichyldiphosphatase activity. Gene Ontology annotation, biological process: lipid biosynthetic process; protein N-linked glycosylation. NCBI's taxonomy places the organism in Eukaryota, Metazoa, Chordata, Mammalia, Primates, Cheirogaleidae.
GCGAAGCCCGGUCUCCGGGUAAGAUGGCAGCGGACGGACAGUGCUCGCUCCCUGCUUCAUGGCGGCCGGUGACCCUCACCCACGUCGAGUAUCCUGCAGGUGAUCUCUCUGGCCACCUCCUUGCCUACCUGAGCCUUAGCCCUGUAUUUGUCAUCGUUGGUUUCGUGACCCUCAUCAUAUUUAAGCGGGAGCUGCACACGAUCUCGUUCCUGGGGGGCCUGGCACUGAACGAGGGGGUCAACUGGCUGAUCAAACACGUCAUCCAGGAGCCUCGGCCCUGUGGAGGUCCCCACACAGCAGUGGGCACCAAGUACGGGAUGCCCUCCAGCCAUUCCCAGUUUAUGUGGUUCUUCUCCGUCUAUUCCUUCCUUUUCCUAUAUUUAAGAAUGCACCAAACCAACAACGCCAGGUUCUUGGACUUGCUGUGGAGGCACGUGCUCUCCCUGGGGCUCCUCACCGCGGCCUUUCUAGUCUCCUACAGCAGGGUCUACCUGCUGUACCACACCUGGAGCCAGGUACUCUAUGGAGGCAUCGCUGGAGGUCUCAUGGCUAUCGCCUGGUUUGUCUUCACCCAGGAGGUCCUUACUCCGCUGUUCCCCAGGAUAGCAGCCUGGCCUAUCUCCGAGUUCUUCUUAAUCCGAGACACAAGCCUCAUUCCCAACGUGCUCUGGUUUGAGUACACAGUAACCCGGGCAGAAGCCAGGAACAGACAACGUAAGCUGGGGACGAAACUGCAGUGACUGGUGGGUGUGGCUGGGUCCAGCCCCCAGAUCUGGCUUGCACCAUGCCUUGCAGGAUGGACAGAAUGACAGACAAGGGAUGAAGCAGAGACCUCUACAGACCCAAGUCACCAAGUGGAGCCUUUUUUUUCCUUAUUUUAAUUUUAAUGAACAAGGUGGACCAAAGGGCCGAGCCAGCCCCUCAACCAGGACCCUGGAGGGCCUGCUGCCUGGGGCCACACGGCCAGAGACCCUCGCUGUGCUGCUGCCAGCCCCCGGCCCGGCGGAAAGUGCCCUUGCUGUGGGCACCUGGGUGUGGGGUAGAGGAGGAGGGCUUGAGCCUCUGGUCUCAGAGGUGGCGUGAAAAGUACACACUAUUUAUUUUUUGGUUUUCUCAAAGGCAGACAGGAUUUUGGAGAUGGGGCUAAGAAGAGCCACUCUCCAGUGGCUGCCCUGUGUGAAGAGUGGCCCAGGUCAGCCCCCAGGCCCUUCACCCUGAGUCCAGGGGGCAGACUGCCUCUCCCUGGGCCCGAGGGAUGGCCUGGGGGGGUCAGGAGGAGGGGAGCAUCCCCUGUGCCCUCCCUGCCACCAUUGCCAUUCCAGAACCUCGUUCAGUGUUUCCUUGUCUGGGGGCAGGGCCCAGAGCGAGCACGCGUCUGGCGGCUGCUAUUACCUUGUUCUACCCCUGAUCGACGCUACACCACAAGGGCUUUCUCUGGUUCCCUGUCCCCAAGACAGUAGUCCCUUUCUGACAAAAGAGCCUGCACGUGAGGGUGAGCAAACCCAAGCUGUUUACAGCUCAUCCUGUCCCGCCGUCUAGCAGCAGUCAGUCCUCGUCCCACUCGAACAAAGUGCAAGGGACAGGAGCCAGGAGGAGAGGAGUGAAGCAGUGGGUGCCUGAAGUCCCCUGCCCUUUCCUCUGUGCUCUGAAUAUGUCCUUGUCCCUCCUCACCCACCUCCGACUGGCUGGGAACCUGUUUGGGGUCAUCCUCGAGCCUGUGUCCUGGGUGUGGGCUCAGAUCCCUGCCAGCCCAGUUCAGAGGAGCCUCUUCCUAAAGGGACCCAUCUCUAAGUGGCUCUGAAACAGAGUUGUGGACAGGAGAUGCUUCCAGGCUCUCAGAAGUUUCAAGAACUGAACUAGGCCCCUCGGGAUCUGUGUUUGAAUCCUUCCCCCCUCUUUUUAUUUCUUUGUGGAGGUUUCCUAACCUGCUGCUGAAGCACAACAUUUUGGUGCUUUCUUUUCUCAUUUGUUAAAGACAGUGUCCAAAAGCCAUUCCGGAUGCCAGGACCAGGGGCUUAUUUCUAGGGAAGGUAGGUGAGUUCCCACAUUUCCCUCCUCUUCCCUUAUUAUUUUUAUUUUUUACUUUUUGCCUGAGACAAGUCGAGUGUGAGGUGGUUUGAUUUAAGAAAAAUCAAUGAAAUUAUUUACUAUUGUUUUAAAAUAAAAUCUUAAACUCUGGC